Messenger RNA from Bufo bufo (common toad), 1359 nucleotides. Its product is annotated as beta-1,3-galactosyl-O-glycosyl-glycoprotein beta-1,6-N-acetylglucosaminyltransferase 3-like. Gene Ontology annotation, cellular component: membrane. The record is from RefSeq and is a predicted model, not a curated record. NCBI's taxonomy places the organism in Eukaryota, Metazoa, Chordata, Amphibia, Anura, Bufonidae. Bases 37 to 1359 code for a protein of 440 amino acids. The transcript has a single exon. Gene Ontology annotation, molecular function: acetylglucosaminyltransferase activity.
AAGAAGACAUUUUUGUCACCUAUAAGAUUACAGACCAUGCUCAACAUAUUACAGAGAAAGCUAUGGAGAAGACUAAAUCCAAAACUGGGUCUUAUUUUUGGAAGCAUUGUCUUUUUCCUUACAAUGGUGGCGACAUAUAUGUCUCAGGACUGCAAUCUGGUCUAUAACAAUCUGAAUGGUGAUUUAAGGAGUGAAUAUUGCAGGAGUCUUGACUACCAGGAUUUAAAGCUUAUAGCCUCUGGGAGAAAGAACUGCUCCAGAAUCAUCAGUGGUGACCCAGAUGAGGUAAGAAAAACUGUGAUCCACAAUUUGAUUGUUACAAAGAGAAGGGUACUCGCCACAGAGAGAGACUAUUUAGAAGAAACCGAAGACUGUACACAUUUUAAAAAACUGAAAAAAUAUGUCAUGUUUAGUCUUAGUGAUGAGGAAAGAAAUUAUCCCAUUGCUUAUUCCAUGGUGAUCCAUGAUGACAUUGAGAUGUUUGAAAGGCUAUUACGAUCUAUUUACAUGCCUCAGAAUGUGUAUUGCAUACAUGUGGACAUGAAAUCUUCUGACACGUUCUUUAAGGCAGUAAAAGCCAUAACUUCAUGUUUUCCCAAUGUAUUUUUGUCAUCUAAACGGGAGUCUGUAGUCUAUGCCUCAUGGUCUCGUGUCCAAGCUGAUCUAAACUGCAUGGAGGACUUGUUGAACAGCAGUGUUGACUGGAAGUACCUUAUAAACACAUGUGGAGCAGAUUUCCCUUUAAAGACAAAUGCUGAAAUUGUCAACGCAUUAAAGCUUUUGAAUGGCAAGAACAACAUGGAAUCUGAGAAACCUCCUUCCUUUAAGAAGAGUCGAUGGGAAUAUCAUUAUGAAAAUAAUAAUGGUAUAGUGCGAUCCAAUAUAAAAAAAAUGACACCACCAUUUAAUAUUCCAAUUUUUACUGGUAAUGCUUAUGUAGUGCUCACCAGAGACUUUGUGAAAUCCUUAUUUGAAAAUUACAUAGCAAUAGCAUUUAUGGAAUGGACUAAGGACACAUAUAGUCCAGAUGAAUACCUUUGGGCUACACUUCAAAGGCUUCCUGAGAUGCCCGGAUCUGUACCCAGUCACUCCAAAUAUGAUACAUCAGACUUAAAUGCAUUGGCCAGAUUGGUGAAAUGGCAGAGCCUAGAAGGAGACAUGAAACAUGGAGCGCCUUAUCCUGUGUGCAAUGGAAAACACAGAAGAGAAGUGUGUGUAUAUGGAACUGGAGACUUGCACUGGUUGGUCCAGCAUCAUCAUUUCUUUGCUAAUAAAUUUGAUCCUAGAGUUGAUGAUCAUGCCAUCCAAUGUUUGGAGGAAUAUCUGAGAUACAAGUUGUUCUAUGGGAAAAUUGUAUAA